This is a messenger RNA of Camellia sinensis, 1269 nucleotides long. It is a transcript of the gene BBX19, whose product is annotated as B-box type zinc finger family protein. Lineage: Eukaryota; Viridiplantae; Streptophyta; Magnoliopsida; Ericales; Theaceae. The record is from RefSeq and is a predicted model, not a curated record. Gene Ontology annotation, molecular function: zinc ion binding. Gene Ontology annotation, cellular component: nucleus. Gene Ontology annotation, biological process: photomorphogenesis; regulation of DNA-templated transcription.
UAUCCAAUACCCGUUCUGCUUUUUUCAAUUUCUUUCUCCUCCAACUCUUCUCUGCUCGCCAAUCGUGCUUUUUCACUGUUCUUCCUCUCCUCACCUCACCAUUAUUAAAGCUCUUCACAUCGCUCUCUUCUCUCUCCUCCAAUCUCUAUAUUUGUACAUCUAUAUAUGUAAGUACGAUUAGAUUCUGAUUGAUCAAUUUUCUGUAUCUAUCGCUGAAUCGGACGUCGAAGAUGAUGGAGGAAUCGAGAGCGUGAAAUUAUGCGAACAAUUUGCGACGUUUGUGAGAGCGCCGCUGCGAUCCUGUUUUGUGCUGCGGACGAGGCCGCUCUUUGCCGUUCCUGCGACGAGAAGGUUCAUAUGUGUAACAAGCUUGCUAAUCGGCAUGUACGGGUUGGGCUAGCCGACCCUAGUGAUGUUCCACGAUGUGACAUAUGUGAAAAUGCACCUGCUUUCUUCUACUGUGAGAUCGAUGGUAGUUCCCUUUGCCUGCAAUGUGAUAUGAUUGUACAUGUUGGAGGUAAAAGAACACAUGGAAGAUACCUUCUACUGAGGCAAAGAGUUGAGUUUCCAGGGGAUAAACCUGGCCAUAUUGAUGAGCUAGGUAUGCAACCUGGUGAAAUAAAGAGGGAACAAAAUCAGCCACCUAGGCCUACAAUGGGAGAGAACCAGCAACAUCACAGGGUGUCUUCUGUUCCAGUGCCAGACACGAAUAUUGAUGACAGUGGCAUGAUGGACAAUAAAAUGAUUGAUCUUAAUGCCAAGCCCCAGCGUAUACACGGGCAGGCUUCAAACAACCAGGAACAAGGAAUGGAUGUUCUAAGUGGGGCUAAUCAUGAAUCUGCUGGUGUGGUUCCUGGUGGAUACUUCACAAGAGAGUUUGAGAACUGAUCAAGAUGUUCUUGGACAACUUUCUCUCACCAACCUGAUUGUUGACUGAAUUAAGGACUUCUUGUCUUCUUGAUAGGUUGCCCAAUGUUACGCGAUGUUUAAGCUGUCUCUUCCCAUGCUUAACAAAAGUUGGUUUGUUGAAGAGAAUUUUCGCUGAUGUCCACCAAAAGUGAUUUCUUGCUUUCAGAAUCAGAAUAGUAGCAAAGCAAGUGUAGUUUCUUAUACUGUUCAAUUCAUGCUAUUUCCUCAAAAUCCCUGCAAUGGAAUUCCCCAUUACAUUUGUGUAGUUGAACCGGAAGGUUCUCUGUAAAGAGUUGGUUAGUGACCUCUGUAGUUUUAAGUUUGGGUAAAAAUGAAUGCGAAAAAGUUGACUUUUGAUUC